UUUAUGAAACGAAGUGCGCGUUUGCAAGGAAUCAGCCCCGUGUGGCUUUAAUUGUCUUUUUCUUUUUUAAAGCAGAGCAUCUCUAAAGAUUCCUGUUAGUAAAAACGCGUUGGCUCUUGGAUAUCUUGUUAUUCGGACUCUAACGGAGUUAGCCUGCAAGGGCAUUGAGGCACGAUGACCUGCCCUGAGAAUGAAACAGAGCGAAGUGCCUGCGGAAACCAGCAUGAUCUACAAGAGAACUGUGGGGUCAUGUGCCAGGAAGAUGCAGACGGGGAAAACCUCUGGGACCCCUUUGGGCUUCUGCAGAUUGACGUGGGUUGUGCGAGUGCCCGGGAUCCGUUCCCAGGGAGCGAGGAUUGGUGUUCGAGAAAUGUUUUAAGGAAACAGAGGCACUGGGAGAAGAUUGUUUCAGCGAAGAAGAGCAAAAGAAAACGUGAGAGAGAACGGCGUAAAGCGAAGCAUGUUGAGGAGAAAGGUGCUGCUCCCAGGCCCAGCAAACGGGAAUUAAAAGUGAUUGUAAAAGAGCGCCUCCUGGUGGCCAAGGAAACAGGCCCUCGGUUGUGUAUCGAUUUGAGUAUGACCAGUCACAUGACUAAGAAGGAAAUAAGCCGUCUUGCCACUCAGAUAAGGCGGCUCUAUGGGUCAAACAAGAAAGCUCAAACUCCCUUUUGGCUCUACCUCACUGGGUGUGCAAAAAACAGCCCAAUUUAUGAUGCAUGCCUAAGGAUGAAUGAUGGAUUUACCACCUACCUCAUGGAUGUUACUCCGGAAAGCUAUCUUGACCUGUUUCCUUUAGAAACUAUUGUUUACCUCACUCCAGACUCUGAGAAUGCUCUUGAGGAAGUUGAUCCACAAAAAGUGCAUAUCCUUGGCGGGUUGGUGGAUGAAAGCAUCCAAAAGAGACUCACCUUUCAAAGAGCCCAGGAGAAACAUCUGCAGACAGCACGACUGCCAAUCCAAGAGUACAUGGUAAAGAAUGUCAAUGCAAGAAACUACCACUCAACGACAUUAGCAAUCAACCAAGUGUUUGAUGCCUUAUCAACUUUCUAUGAGACCAAGAGCUGGGAAGAAGCCCUUAAAGCUGCAGUUUCUCCUGGAAAAGGAUAUGUCCUUCGAGAGACAACACUAUGACAAAAGGAACCUGCAUGCAAGUGGGGGAGACGGUGGUAAUGAUGGGAUGGGGGUUAAAGUCUGUCUUCAAUAACCUGUUACUACUGAACUGGUCUCCACUUCUGCUUGUCGUACUUUCUCAGAAAAGAUUAGGACCAAUCAAUUGCUUGUUCUUGGUGAAUCUAUGGCCAUGGCUAGACCAGGCCUAUAUCCUGGGAUUGUCCCGGGAUCAUCCCUGUGCAUCCAAAUGACACACAGGGGAUCCCGGGAGCAGGCAGGGACGACCCCUCCAUUUGCCUGGGAUAAUCCUUAGGUCUAGCUAAGGUUCUUUGACUUCUUUCAUAUUAACUGUAAGCCACCAAGGUCAAGAUCUUCCUUUCCCUGUGUAAGCAGAACAUUUGUUUUGAGAGGGUUUUUUUAAAAACUGAGAAGCAUCUAAUACCUUUAUUUAAUAAACCAGUGUUCCAUCAUA
Elgaria multicarinata webbii is the source of this 1582-nucleotide messenger RNA. It is a transcript of the gene TRMT10B, whose product is annotated as tRNA methyltransferase 10B. The coding region runs from base 175 to 1131 and encodes 318 amino acids. Gene Ontology annotation, cellular component: nucleus; nucleoplasm. The transcript is spliced from 9 exons. Gene Ontology annotation, molecular function: tRNA binding. Gene Ontology annotation, biological process: tRNA N1-guanine methylation. The record is from RefSeq and is a predicted model, not a curated record. Lineage: Eukaryota; Metazoa; Chordata; Lepidosauria; Squamata; Anguidae.